Molecule: messenger RNA, 5210 nt
Organism: Ostrea edulis (European flat oyster)
Lineage: Eukaryota; Metazoa; Mollusca; Bivalvia; Ostreida; Ostreidae
Product: carbohydrate sulfotransferase 11-like
Exons: 5
Coding region: 1552-2637 (361 amino acids)
Biological process (GO): carbohydrate biosynthetic process
Cellular component (GO): membrane
Molecular function (GO): sulfotransferase activity
Source: RefSeq, a predicted model, not a curated record
UCCUUAGAUAUAGUUUCAUUUUUACCUGUGACAAUCGAGCUAUUAGUUUGAAACAAUAAGAUUUGGAAUGCUUUGAUUUUACAUGUAACUUGGGACUCGUUAACCCCUUACAUGGCAGAUAUGUGUUUUUUACGCAUUUCCGAUAGAUUAUGUGGAGGAUUUGUUUAAAGUCUGAAAAUAAGGGUUAUAUAUAACAUUGGUCCCAUGAUAUUAACCAUUUUCAAAACAAAUCACUGAAAGAGGGUUAACCACAUUUUAGUGAGAAUACCUUGCGAUAGGGGAGGUACGUGUUCCCAACCUGAUAAAGCUGAUUUUUCAAAAUACAUGAGGGUAUGAACUGUGACACUUCAUGCUGGCAUACUUCAUGAAAAACGUGCAGGCCUGAAGUGUAACAUUUCAUACCAAAAUGAAAAUUUAUUUUUUAUAUUUACUUCUUUCAUCAUUUCUCUCUGAAUUCCCAUCCAUCUGAUCAAACUAGAUGUACUUAUCUACUUAGUAUCAAGAUUUAUGCACAGAUCACUGGUCAUUCACAACUGCAGCACACUUGGGAGGAAAUGGUUAUUAUUACAAUUUGUAAAGAUAAAUGUAAAUAUGUUGUGUAUAACUUUCCAAACAUGGGUUACACUGUAUACACCUUUUUGGGGUUAUAUUGCUACCACAUAACUCAGCUAACACAUGGACUGUAUUGUAUGUAUAUAUUUCCCAAAUGUGGCAUAACUUCAAAACAUGGGUCAGCCUACAUAAAAGUCUAAACAAUUUUAUUUUUCAUCAUAAAUUUGAUUGUCAAACAAUAUUCCACUAUUAUAUUUCGUUGUUUGUAAAGUGUCAGAUCAAAAGAAUGUUCUAUAAUAUGACAAUCAUUCUAGAGGGUGGUUGGAAAGUCCUGUAAUUUUGGUGUUGGUCUGAUAAUAAUACAAAAGAAGCAGUCAGACAAUGUGUCCACUAAGCAAUUAUUUAAUCAUCAAAACAUCCAAGGAUGUAAAUAAUAGUAAUAACUUAAGUUCCUCAUUUUAGUAACGCUGUUAUAUAUCUCGGCAUCAUGAUGAGUUUGGUAAAGGUUAAUGAAGGCCCGAGGUGUACCGAAUGGAAUUUUGUUAUAAAGGUUAAUGAAGGUCCAAGGUGUAGCAAAUGGAAUUAUGUUGUAAAGGGAAUUUAAGAGACAGGGUCCAUUUUAGAAUGAUAUUUAAUCACUCUUUGAACUAUAUCGAAGGAACAAAAGGCCAAGAAAAUUAUUCAUUUGGACAAGAGAGAAAGAUUAACCAAAUCAGCAAAGCAGAAAAACAUCUGUGAAUAGUUUCAAUUCAUGGAUGAUGUUUUCGGUAGUGAUAGGCAGACAGUGCUGAUGUAGGAAGUAAAGCAUGAGCCUCACCAUUACCAUCAUCAUUACAUCCACGAAUAAAGCUUCACAUGCUGACGGCUUUAACAGCACCGUUCAUUAGUAGGAGGUCCGAGUCUCUGAUAGCAUGAGAAGACAGACCAUGGCCAUGGUGUUAUUCCAGUGAAGAAAAAAGAAUUUAGUUGUUCAGAAGUGGUAAGACAAGGUGUUGACCAAUGAGAGUAAGGAUGAAGAAGCUGAGAAACUUUGUGCUCACUGCAUUUGUUUCCAUCGCUGUUCUCUUCCUGUAUUCCAUGUGGAGCAAUCCCAUCGGACAAUCAAGUAAAUCAAAACUGGUUGCAAGGAAGGACUUUCUAAGGAAGAAAACUGGUAUUUACAGUCGCAAUGAUCAGCCUCUUGGAUCUCUUCUCAAGGAGAUGGGUGAGAAAGAUUUCGAGUACCUCAGGAAAGAGCGUUUGUACAAUCUACGGAAAAAAUGUGAAAAAGCGCAAGAAGCCAAACUCGUAAAGAAGAAUGUGCCUGCCAAAAAACUGGGUCACAUCAUUGUCAAUGACCAGUAUAAGGUGUUAUACUGCUACAUUCCUAAGGUGGCGUGCACCAACAUGAAGCGCGUCUUCUUGAUCCUCACAGGUAAGAUGAACAGCACAAAUCCGUUGGCUCUGAAAAGUGGGGAUGUUCACAUGAAAUUGGAUAAACAUCUGAAAUAUUUAGAUUCUUACCCAGAGGAAGAAGUGCCAGAGAUUCUUAGAACAUACAAAAAGUUGAUAUUUGUAAGGGAGCCGCUGGAAAGGUUAUUGUCUGCUUAUCGGAACAAAUUUACUGAAAAAAGUCCCUACUUUCAUAAGAGGUUUGGACGAAGAAUUAUACGCAGGUUUCGAAAUGGAUAUAAUGGAUCGCAAGAAAUUCUGGGUAAUGACGUCACCUUCCUGGAAUUUGUCAAAUACAUUACGCAUCCAAACACGAUAGAGAAUGAAGGCUAUAAUGAGCACUGGGCGCAUUAUUCUGCCCUCUGUCAUCCAUGUCAUGUCCAGUAUGACUUUGUGGGGAAAUACGAGACCAUCGACGAAGACGUCAACUUUGUCCUAAAAGAUUUGAAAAUUGACCAGUUGAUAGCAUUUCCAAGAAGAAAUGCUACGUACCAAAAAUCCAAGACCAAGGACCAGCUGGAGUCCUUCUACAGUACGAUUCCAAAAGAUCUCCUGGGGAAGUUAUGGAAGAUCUAUCAUACCGAUUAUCGUUUGUUUGACUAUCCUUACCCAGCGGUCCUGGAGAAAUUCUUGGCCCCUGAGGAAGAUGUUUAGUGACAGAGUAACAGUGAGAUUUCUUUUUGAUGUCCCUUACAACUGCCAAAGUUGCCAAAGUUGAAAAAUUCCCACCAUGUGUUUUGAUGAUGUUUUCACAUAUGACUGUGUGUGUAUUUUUUAGCCCUUUACUUUGAAAGUAACAAUUUUUUAUUCUUUAUCUGGUUUAUGUGUUGUUACGAAUGUGCUAGAUUUACUCAGAAAUCCACCAGAGCCUGACAGGUACAUGUGAUUGCAUUCUUUUUAUAUGAUAUAUAUGAAACAUUUUACGAAUCACUACAUUAAUACCAUUUAUGAUAUAUACAACUGUGUAUAGUCACUUGUGUCAUAAUUUUCAGAACAGGUGCAAUAAUCAGAAGGAAAAAAAAACUCACACAUUUGCCUAUAAUAUUGUAUGGUGCAGUUUUGAUGGUGUCUGAUUUAGAUAUACUGGGCAAAAUUAGAAUGAUGCACAUAUGUAACUUGUAAAAAUAGCCUCACUAGAAAUCCAUGCUUCAUGAAAAGUAUGCAAGCAGGAACCUUCAUGCUUCAUGUACCCUCAUACAUGUUCAAAAAUGAAUUUUAUUUCUUCUAUUUACAUUCUACUUUCUGUUAGAAUAUUCCUAGUCAUUAAAAUAGGUGUACUAUAUAUGUAUUUUUUAUGCCCCCCGCCCCCCCCCCCCCCCCCCCCCCCCCUGAGAUCAAAGAUCGGGGGGUGGGGGGGGGGUAUUGUUUUUGUCCUGUCUGUCAAUCUGUCUGAAACUUUAACCUUGCUAAUAACUUUUGAACAGUAAGUGCUAGAGCUUUGAUAUUUCACAUGAGUAUUCCUUGUGACAAGACCUUUUGACCCUUGACCUUGGCAUUUGACCUACUUUUUAAAAACAAAUUGACAUUGGUCAUUGCUUCUAAAUGGUAAACAUUAGAGCUUUCAUAUUGCACAUGAGUAUUUCUUGUGACAAGAACUUUCUACUGGUACCAAGAUAUUUGUCCUUCUGACCUUGGCAUUUGUGUUUCACAAACACAUCUUGAUUUUACAUCUGUAUCCAUACGGACAUUGUUUACAACUACAAGGCAUUCAUGAGGAAAUGUCUAUAGUUACAAUUAUACAAUUUGUAAAGAUGUCAAAGGCAAAAAUAUUGGAAAUGUUCAUAUAUGUAUAUCCAACUGAACAAAGAUCCAUAUACAUGUUUGAAAAUACAGAUGUUAAGGAGAUAUGCUACAUCAUCAUAAUGGCUGACUUCCUUGUAAAACAUGGAUUAAAAUAUAAAUAUAAGCAAUAAUAGUGUAUUCCUAUCUGAUUUAAAUGCUUAGCUUAGUAGCUCAGAAGGUUAGCGUGUCAACUGCUGAACUGUAAAUCAUGGGAUCGAGUCCAGCAGGAUUUGAAAAAAAAAUCAGAUUAUUUUCUACUAAAAGUGCAUUUUUUUAUUUAAAAAAAUAAAUAUUGAUAUACAUAUCUUCCAUGAGUAUUCCACAUUCAAUUUCUCUGGUGUAGCAUUCCUCUUUAAGACCUAAUUUGAUUCUCUAAAUAAUUCAGCCUGUUGAAUUUUUGCUGCCGUUUCAGGUCAAAGUGACUUGCUAAUUGUACACAGUCCUUUGCUCUUAUUUGUUGUAGGAUCAGAUUAAAUAACCACUUUGUUUUUGUAUUUCAUGUUCAAGUCCUGUGUGUAUUUACACAUUAAUCUAGUCUAACAGGUUGUCUUGUUGAUUUCAUGAAUAAGUAUAUUUCAGCUGAGAUUCUGAAAUCCUAGAAUUGUGGUAUUUUUGAUAUUAAAGGUAAUGUACCCUGUUAUACGUUAUUAUGUACUUGUAUACAGUAUUGUGAUUUCAAAAUCCAUUUUUUACAUACAUAUAUAUCUACACCUAAACCAUUUUUUUUCCCCAGUAUAUAAUAUAGAUCAUGGUCUUACAUAAGUUUGAUUUGUUAGGGGUCCUGCUAUAUGGUGGGUACCCUACAGUUACAGCUCUGUCUAUAAGAACUUUAUAUGUACAUGUAAUAACCCAAGUUUCCUUUGUAAGAUUUUCGGAAAUUUUAUUAUUUGAAGCAGAGGAAGGCCUUUUUUCAGUUUUCAGAUUUAUAGCAGGACCCUUUCUGACUUUAUAUCAAUUUUCUAGUUUUUACAAAUGAUUUUGGUAUAAUAAGAGAAAUCCAUAAAAUGGAUUCUUGAAGUUGUUUUAUUUCAGUGUUACCUGUACAUUUUAUGUAAGUAUGGAUCCUGAUUCCACUGCCAUAGUUUUCAAUGGUGAAAGGUUUUUGUGGUUGAAAUUGAAAUGAACAACAAUAUCUAUUUUUGUCUGUAGUAUUGUCUUGUAAAAUGAUUUUUGGCUAAAGUGCCACAUUGUUUUCCCAUGCUGAUCUUCGUCCGAGAUUUCGCUGUAUUUUUGGUGAGACUGAGUAGAAAGUAUGGUCCUGGACAACAAUCAGUAUAUAUACAUUUAUAUUUGUAUUUUUCCAUACACUGUACCUUGUUGCAAAUCCAUGAUUGUUCUCUCUAUGAUCAUUUGAUUCUUUUCUGUCUUUAAUCAUUCUUAGUUACCUUAAAUUUAAUUCUAUUUUUGCACUGAUUAAUAAACUGAGGAUAUAUACAAAAAUAUCA